Megalops cyprinoides (Indo-Pacific tarpon) is the source of this 909-nucleotide messenger RNA. RefSeq names its product ras-related protein Rab-3B-like. The coding region runs from base 1 to 642 and encodes 213 amino acids. Gene Ontology annotation, biological process: regulation of exocytosis; protein localization to plasma membrane; protein secretion. The transcript has 4 exons. NCBI's taxonomy places the organism in Eukaryota, Metazoa, Chordata, Actinopteri, Elopiformes, Megalopidae. The record is from RefSeq and is a predicted model, not a curated record. Gene Ontology annotation, molecular function: GTPase activity; GTP binding. Gene Ontology annotation, cellular component: synaptic vesicle; endosome; plasma membrane.
AUGGCAAAGGCAGGAUAUGGGGAUGCAGAGCCGACCUUUGACUGCAUGUUCAAGAUCCUGAUCAUCGGCAACAGCAGCGUGGGGAAGACCAGCUUCCUGUUCCGCUACGCCGACGACUGCUUCAGCACCUCGUUUGUCAGCACCGUAGGCAUCGACUUCAAGGUGAAGACCAUCUACAGGCACGACAAGAGGAUCAAGCUGCAGAUCUGGGACACGGCAGGUCAGGAGCGGUACAGGACCAUCACCACAGCCUACUACAGAGGAGCCAUGGGUUUCAUCCUCAUGUACGACAUCACCAACGUGGACUCCUUCAACGCGGUACAGGACUGGGCCACCCAGGUCAAGACGUACUCCUGGGACAACGCUCAGAUCGUCCUGGUGGGGAACAAAUGUGACUUGGAGGGAGAGCGGGCAGUGUCCGCCGAGAAGGGCAGUCACCUGGCCGAGCAGCUAGGGUUCGAGUACUUCGAGGCCAGCGCUAAGGAGAGCAUAAAUGUGCAGCUGGUGUUCGAACGGCUGGUGGACAUCAUCUGCGCCAAGAUGGCGGAGAGCGCGGACGCUGACCCGUCCAUGACCACCGGGGCCAAGAACACACGGCUCACAGACAAGCCCCCGGAGAUCCCCCAGAACUGCGCCUGCUGACCCCGCCCUCCCAGACUUUCAUCUCCCAACCAUGACCCCGAGUCUCAUUGACCCUUCCGUCGUUUACUGGUAAUAUUAUACAUUUCUAUUUCCUCUUCCUGUUUAGUUUCCCCUUCCACGAAUAGUCAACAAUGACCCUUCACCCCUGACAUCUGAAAUCUUACCGCAGGCUAAGGGCACUCUGGGUAGAGUUCACAGCCACGCACAACACUGCCCCCCUAUGGACAGAAGCGUGUUCAGUGCCUAAAAAAACUAUAGUCCAGAAAC